AUGAUAUUAUACAUAGCCCCUGUGACAACGUGGUUGAUCAUGUAUGGGUCAUAUGGUGAUUCUGUUAUAGAGUCUAUUCACUCAUUUUACAAGAUUAAGUUGAAACCACUUAAUCAGAAGAUGCUCCAAGUUAUUCAAGUAUGUUAUAUGCACCCUUGUGAUGUUAGAGAUUUAAUAAAUGCAAAAUCACUGAAAUAA
Molecule: messenger RNA, 198 nt
Organism: Theileria equi strain WA
Lineage: Eukaryota; Apicomplexa; Aconoidasida; Piroplasmida; Theileriidae
Exons: 2
Coding region: 1-198 (65 amino acids)
Source: RefSeq, a predicted model, not a curated record